AUGUCGAUAUCAGCCCUCAGGAAAGUCAUAUCGACCCCCUAUGACUUCUCAGACAUCAUCCCGCGCGUGAAUCUGUUCUUCACGUUACUGGGCGAUAUGAUACGCGAUUACCUAGGAGACGCAUUCUACGCGGAGUGCGAAGGCUUCAUCGCGGAGGAGAAGUCCAACAUCAUCGCCAAAGUCGCUCUGGUCCAGCAGAAACAUCACGGCGCGAUGACUCAGGUUGAGCUUUUCCGUCGCAAACUGGAUGAAGUUGAGGGGGAGGUGAAUCUGCUUCAGGCGGAGAGGACUUUCACGGAGGAUCAAGUUGCCGCGUUGACGGUGAGAUUAGAAGAUCUGCUCGAGCAGAACGACCCGAAGCUUCGACACGUCACCCAUGCCAUCGCGGAAUGUGCGGCGGAGUAUGGAGAGCUCGACGAGCGCAUAAAGGAGUCACAGGAUUCGGGGUCUGCCGCUUUACAGAGCUUCAACGACCAUAUGCAAUCGAUCAAUGGCGAUGUCGAGGAGUUAGAAGACUCCGAGAAGGCCUUGACCAGGACAGUCGCAGCGUCCUUCGAAAGCAUUGCCCGACGGUUUGAAGAACUGAUGCGCCGCGUCGCGGCGGUGCAGUGA
Messenger RNA from Peniophora sp. CBMAI 1063, 612 nucleotides. The record is from the annotation of a GenBank genome assembly. Lineage: Eukaryota; Fungi; Basidiomycota; Agaricomycetes; Russulales; Peniophoraceae.